Molecule: messenger RNA, 1042 nt
Organism: Andrographis paniculata
Lineage: Eukaryota; Viridiplantae; Streptophyta; Magnoliopsida; Lamiales; Acanthaceae
Exons: 2
Coding region: 35-682 (215 amino acids)
Source: RefSeq, a predicted model, not a curated record
AACAAAUCGAAACCCUGGUGCACUUCACGCCGCGAUGAGCCAAAUGCUCCGCCGUUCCUAUCUUGGUCUUCGCAGCCUCCUCUCCACCUACGCUCAUGGAAGAUCUCUGAAUGCCAAACCCCUCGCGCAAUGCAGCUCCACAAAGCUCCAUCCUUUUUGCAGUCCAGCACCUGCGAUUCUACCGAUUCAGUUCAGGAUUACGCCGAAUGCUAGAAAAUACAGCGCCGAAGCCGACAAUGAACUUGAGAAGGAGAAUGAGGAAAUAAGCGCGGAGGAUCACAGGAAAAUUGAUGAAGAAAUCGACAAUAUGGAUCUGAGUGAUAAGGAAAAGUUCAAGCUGAAGCUCGGGGAAUACCUUAACAAAUACGCGGGAAUGAGCGAGGAGGAGAUUGAGAAGCUUGAAGCACAGGUCGAUGCUGCUUUCGAUGGGGAAGAAAAGGAGAUUCGGUUCGAAGAUUUCGAGCAAGAGAUAAAGAUCUUUGAGGAUCCUUUCAUCGACAGACAGCCUCCUCCGGAGCCCGAUGAGAAAACUAAGCGCGAAUUGAGUGAGCUCGUCGAAACUCUCAAAGAGUUGGUGGAUCAAAUGCCGGAGCAGAAACCUCGUAAAAUGCACGGUAAGAAGGGGAAACAAUCUGCCGAUGAAGGAUUCGAAGAUGGCGGAUGGAGUAACAAAAUCGAAUGAGUUUCAUAAAUUAGGGUUUCAUUGCGCCAAAUUAUGCCAAUAAAGGUUGAGGAUGAUUAGGGUUUUCUGAAUCUCGCCUGCUGUGCCGUGCAAUCGAGAUUGGUCCACUUUCCGCAGGUCUCGGGUUUGUUCUACGAAGGCAUGGUAGACGAUUUGAAGCUUCUGGUACUUGUUCUUUAAUAAGUAGGGGAUUUAGUCAAGAUCUUGUUGUAGAUCCUUUUCUGUGGAUAAACUUCUUUUUCCGAAUCUUCUUCUUGCUCUGUAGCCGUUUGGGAUGAAUUCGACAUGAUACACUUGUUCUGAAAUUCCAUCCAACUUUACUUUCAACUAGCUAAUGAAAAACAUCAUAUAAUGUAUUAA